AGUGUCCCCACGUCACCGCCUGACGUGCGCAGAUUUCUCGUAAAGCGACUGUCAGCUUUGACUUGAACGACCUUGUUUGCCCUUCUCGCGAUCGUUAAUUGUUAAUUCGUUCCGUGAGAGAAUUCCAGCACUCGUCUCUUCUCUUGCCAUCCGAACGACAUGACUACCUACUUCAACUAUCCACCCCCUGCCCUACAGGAUGAGCUUCGCAAAAUCGCGAACGCCAUUGUCGCCCCCGGCAAGGGCAUCCUCGCCGCCGACGAGUCGGUCAACACCAUGGGCAAGAGGCUCGCGGACAUCGGUCUCGAGAACACCGACGACAAUCGCAGGAAGUACAGGCAGUUGCUCUUCACCACCGACAAGAGCCUAGGCGACCACAUCUCGGGCGUGAUCCUCUUCCACGAGACGCUGUACCAGAAGGCCGAUGACGGCACGCCGUUCGUCGAGCUGCUGAAACAGCGUGGGAUCAUUCCCGGCAUCAAGGUCGACACGGGGGUGGUGCCGCUGUUCGGGUCGGAGGACGAGUGCACGACACAAGGACUGGAUGACUUGGGAAAACGUUGCGCCCAAUACAAGAAGGACGGCUGUCACUUCGCCAAGUGGCGGUGCGUGCUCAAGAUCGGCAAGAACACUCCCUCCUACCAGGCGAUUUUGGAGAACGCCAACGUGCUCGCCCGCUACGCCUCCAUCUGCCAGGCGAACCGCAUCGUUCCGAUUGUCGAGCCGGAAAUUCUACCGGACGGCGAUCACGACAUCGAACGCUGCCAGAAGGUGAGCGAGACCGUCCUGGCCGCCGUCUACAAGGCGCUCAACGACCACCACGUCUACCUCGAGGGUACGCUAUUGAAACCGAACAUGGUCACGCCCGGGCAGUCGCACGCGAACCGUGCCACUCCGGAACAGGUCGCCAUCGCGACCGUGACCGCUUUGUCGCGCACUGUUCCACCCGCCGUGCCCGGAGUUACGUUCCUGUCGGGCGGGCAGAGCGAGGAGGAGGCAUCCGUGAAUCUCAACGCGAUGAACUGCGUGCAGCUAAAGAGACCGUGGGCGCUAACGUUCAGCUACGGCCGCGCGCUACAGGCGUCCGUCUUGCGAGCGUGGGCGGGCAAGGACGACAACAUCGGCGCCGGCCAGGCGGAACUAAUGAAGCGCGCCAAGGCGAACAGCGAGUCGGCGCUCGGCAAGUACCAGGCGGGAAGCAUUCACGGAACGGCCGGAGACAAGGGAUUGUUCAUUAAGGAUCACGCCUAUUAAUUUGUUAUUUGUCGUGUGUUUAUUUUCUGCAUGUAGGUCUUUUGUUUGCGAUUAUAUUCGUGUACCAUGUCUUAGAAGCGGUUGUAGAAACGUCGUAUCUUGAUGAUUGGAGCAUUAUACUUUGCCGGAGCGAGUUCAAUAGCGAUUUUAUGAUGCAUGUUAAAACUAUUAAAUAAAUUUUAUUGUUAGCAAUAAAAGAUUAAUUGCGCUAA
This is a messenger RNA of Photinus pyralis (common eastern firefly), 1466 nucleotides long. Its product is annotated as fructose-bisphosphate aldolase-like. The record is from RefSeq and is a predicted model, not a curated record. The transcript is spliced from 4 exons. Gene Ontology annotation, molecular function: fructose-bisphosphate aldolase activity. The coding region runs from base 160 to 1254 and encodes 364 amino acids. Gene Ontology annotation, cellular component: cytosol. Gene Ontology annotation, biological process: glycolytic process; fructose 1,6-bisphosphate metabolic process. NCBI's taxonomy places the organism in Eukaryota, Metazoa, Arthropoda, Insecta, Coleoptera, Lampyridae.